Lindgomyces ingoldianus is the source of this 744-nucleotide messenger RNA. RefSeq lists its product as uncharacterized. The record is from RefSeq and is a predicted model, not a curated record. Lineage: Eukaryota; Fungi; Ascomycota; Dothideomycetes; Pleosporales; Lindgomycetaceae. The coding region runs from base 1 to 744 and encodes 247 amino acids. The transcript has 9 exons.
AUGUUUUGGAAGAAGGACUCCCAAAUGAAAUCAUUUGUUUUGAUGUACACGAGACUACAUCUGCUUAGAGGGACUAGAAGCCCAAUCAAGAGUUACAUCGUGGGUGGUUGCCAGACAUUCAUUUCUAUGAAAAAUGUAGGGCUCGGAUCAGAGACCACUAGGAGACACGGUUCCAACUUACCGAAGAAGAACUAUUCUAAACGUUCUUUUCAAAACCCCAGCCUUAAUAUCGCCGAGGACACUGAUUGGGGCAGCAACCUCGCCGAGACCAAACUCUUCCGUAGAUGCGGUUGGAACAGCAUGCUUUUAACCAUUAUCUUUGAGUCGAUGGUCUCUCCAGUUCAGUACACGCGUGCCGUACCGAAAACGGCCUGGUUGAAGUCAUGCUUGUUUCCGAAGAACGCAUCGGAGGGACUAGCGGCUGAGGUGGCCGCUAUUGGAACAAUGGCUGGCAAUAGUAUUGGAAGCUCAAACCUAUGCAACCAAUAUCUCCAAAGGCACUUACAAGGUGAAAUAUGGAGCAUUGAGUUCUGGGGUGUAGUACGUUUAACACAUUUCACAAUGGCACAUUCAAGUGAGCCGUAUAUUCGCAGAGAUACGCCGGCCCUUAUGGCUACUAGGGUUACAGAUUUCGACUGUAAUGGGCCAGGUGAGGCCAUGCGGGCCUUCUCUAAGCAACGGCUGGAUGAGGCAUGUGAGGAUGAGGCCCGCGAGGAUGGGGCCUGCGAGGUGGUAACACGCUGA